AAACAAUACCAGACGGGACCCUAAAAAGCAAUUAUCACGAUAUCGCAGACUGACUGACAAUCCUCGUUGCAAUUGCCGACUGAGUCUGAACGUUGGUUGGCCUCUCUGUACUCACGGUCCAACUUCUCAACCCCAAUAAUUAAAAAUUAAAAAAUAAUAAAAAAUAAAAUAAAAUUCUCAAAAUUUAUGCCAUUUUCUGUCUUCUAGUUUGUGGGUUUGAAUCUCAGAUUUGUUUGGAUCCGCUAGAUUGUUGUGGUUCGGUCUUGAGUAUAGUCCGUAUCUCAUUACUAAAUAAUGGACUUAAGUACAUUUGACCGUGGACAACUGACUCUGCUGGGAUGUGGAUUGUGUGUGAUGCUUACAAUGCAUUUCACAGUCCAGUUAUUGUCUCAACAUCUCUUUUACUGGAAGAACCCAAAGGAGCAAAAGGCCAUCAUAAUUAUUAUUCUUAUGGCUCCGAUAUAUGCGAUGGAUUCAUUUGUAGGUUUACUGGACAUCCAGGGAAGCGAAGCAUUCUUCAUGUUUUUGGACUCAAUUAAGGAGUGUUACGAGGCUUUGGUGAUUGCCAAGUUUCUGUCUUUGAUGUAUAGCUACCUGAACAUAUCUAUAAGUAAAAAUAUUGUUCCAGAUGGCAUCAAAGGAAGAGAAAUCCACCAUUCAUUUCCGAUGACUUUAUUUCAGCCUCACACUGUCAGGCUCAACCACCAUACUCUGAAGCUUCUGAAAUAUUGGACAUGGCAGUUUGUCAUCAUCCGCCCAGUUUGUUCCAUCUUGAUGAUAACACUACAAAUAAUUGGAAUAUAUCCUAAUUGGUUGAGCUGGACAUUUACUAUCAUUCUCAACGUUUCUGUUUCAUUGGCACUGUAUUCUCUUGUGGUCUUUUACCAUGUAUUUGCCAAGGAACUGCAGCCACACAAGCCACUUGCAAAAUUCUUGUGCAUCAAGGGGAUUGUCUUCUUCUGCUUUUGGCAGGGAAUAUUGCUCGACAUACUUGUUAAAUUGGGCAUCCUCAAAUCACAUCAUUUCUGGUUAGAUGUAGAGCACAUUCAGAAAGCAACUCAGAAUAUCUUGGUAUGUAUGGAGAUGGUUGUCUUCUCCGUUCUACAGCAGUAUGCAUACCAUGUUGCACCCUACAGUGGAGAUGUUGAAGCCAAGUUGAAAUUGAACAAGAAGACUAAAUGAUGUGAAUAGAUACAGCAUCAUAAAAUUUGAGACACUUCAUCAUGUGUCAUAUUUAUUAUAUGUAGUAAUGGGAAACUUCAAAGGAUUGCCUGUUUGUUGACAUAUGGAGCGGAUACUUUUGUGUUUUGCAUCUUUAGCAGACGGUGUGGAUGUUGAUAUAUCGUGCAAACAUUCAGUAUCAGUGUUUUCAGUCAUGGCUGCUGUUGUUUUUGGUUCCUACGGGUCAGAGCUUUUUCAUUGCUGAGUUAAGUAUAUGUCGUUUACUUUGCGUUGUGGGAGCAAUCUUAUGUAUAUUGAUGUCAGCUGCAAAUGCUAUUUUCAUGGUAGUGCUAUGGCCUAAGCAUUGUAUAAAGUAGAGUCAAACUGCCAAAAUAAAUCAUCUUCCAAAUUCCUAUUGUGCUCGUCAUUAUUUAUUUAUUAGUAUGUACUUUAUUUA
Messenger RNA from Ziziphus jujuba (common jujube), 1618 nucleotides. RefSeq lists its product as uncharacterized. Gene Ontology annotation, molecular function: transporter activity. The coding region runs from base 295 to 1182 and encodes 295 amino acids. NCBI's taxonomy places the organism in Eukaryota, Viridiplantae, Streptophyta, Magnoliopsida, Rosales, Rhamnaceae. The record is from RefSeq and is a predicted model, not a curated record. Gene Ontology annotation, biological process: transport. The transcript has 5 exons.